AUGCUCGGCUCCUCCUUCCUCCCUUCGCGUUUCCGCGGCGCGCCCAAAACUGAACCCAGUGCUCCACCCUCCUGGCUGAAGAAGAGGGUCACUCUGCUCAUCCAGACCUUCUCCCAUCGAGCUUGUCUCCAUCCUAUCCACACGAUCGUCAUUGUCGCGCUCUUGGCCAGCACAACCUAUAUUGGCCUCCUGGACAGCAGUCUCUUCGACACGGUCAAGUCGAAGGGGGCGGGGAAAGCAGACUGGAGCUCGUUGGUUGAGGGAAGUCGGCAGUUGAGGGUUGGUUCGGAGACGGGGUGGAAAUGGCAGACUGCCGACGCAGACACACCCAUUCCACAUGAUGCCGACCAUCUGGCGCUCCUAACAUUCGUAUUCCCCGACUCUUUGGCCGCCAACUCUCCACAGACCGCCCCUUUGGCAGAUGCUCUACCGCUCCCGCAGAACCUCUCCGUCACAGCUCUCCCACCGACGUCAAACCCUCUAGCCCCCAUAUCCCAAGAUAGCGCUUUGGCGUUUUCAGUUCCGUACAGCCAAGCCCCAGAGUUCCUUGCCAGGGCUCAAGAACUGCCUAAUUCCGCAAGGCCAUCCACGGACGAGGACGAUCGGGAUGAAUUUGGACAGCAGCCUACGAUUGAGCGAAAGAUGUGGAUCAUGAAGGCAGCUAAAGUGCAUGAGAGCCCACGUAGCAUCAGGGAGUGGGCCAGCAAUGCCCGGACCGAGUUUAUGGAUCUGAUCAAGAGUGCCGAGACGUUGGACAUCAUUAUUAUGGUGCUUGGAUACAUCUCCAUGCACCUGACUUUUGUGUCCCUGUUCGUUUCGAUGCGUCGCAUGGGUUCGAACUCCUGGCUCUUUGUCACGACGCUAUUCUCCUCGGUCUUUGCGUUCCUCUUCGGGCUGAUCGUGACUACGAAAUUGGGUGUGCCCAUGAACAUGGUUCUCUUAUCUGAAGGGCUCCCUUUUUUGGUUGUCACCAUCGGUUUUGAGAAGACGAUUGUCUUGACCAAGGCCGUUUUGUCUGCAGCUCUUGAAGCCCGCAGACCUCAACCCCAAGACAGCCUUAAGGGCGGGAAGACCGAGAAGUACGGCGUGGCAUCAACGUCCAUCCAGUACGCGGUCCAAGCCGCGAUCAAUGAGAAGGGCUAUGACAUUGUCCGCGACUACGUUAUUGAGAUCUGCAUCUUGAUAGCUGGAGCAGCCUCUGGCGUGCAGGGAGGCCUGCAGCAGUUCUGUUUCUUGGCGGCCUGGAUCUUGUUCUUCGAUUGCAUUCUCCUCUUCACCUUCUACACGGCCAUUUUGAGCAUCAAACUUGAAAUCAACCGGAUCAAACGACAUGUAGCACUCCGCCAAGCGCUCGAGGAUGACGGCAUCAAUCGAAGUGUUGCUGAAAAUGUUGCUCAGAGCGAUGAGUGGCCGAAAGCCGACAAGAAUGAAGGCGAAAAUAUCUUCGGCCCAAAGGUCAAGGAUAGCAUCGUGCCGAAGUUCAAGGUUCUCAUGGUUUCUGGCUUCAUUAUCAUCAACAUCCUCAACCUUUGCACCAUCCCAUUCCGAGGCGGCAAGAGCAAUGUGGAUACCACCGUCGCUGGGCUUUCUGGACAUGGCCUAUCAAGCGUCAUGACUCCACCGCCAAUGGACCCGUUCAAAGUUGCCUCGAACGGGCUUGAUUCCAUCUUUGAGACCGCCAGAUCUCAUAAUAGAUCGACCGUGGUCACCAUUCUAACACCUAUCAAGUACGAGCUUGAGUACCCCUCCGUUCACUAUAAGCGAGGCAGUAAGGAUGGGGCCCUUGGCUAUGUGGACCCUGCUUAUGAGGACUACGGUAUGAGUGGACGUGUGGUUGACAGCCUGCUGAAGAGUUUGGAAGACCCGAUUCUGUCGAAGUGGAUUGUUGCUGCUCUUGUGCUGAGCGUAGUUCUCAACGGGUACCUCUUCAAUGCAGCUAGGUGGAGUAUCAAGGAACCCCUGCAAAUGCCUCCACACCACGCCGUCGACCCCGAGGAGCUCGAUCGAGCACAGAACUUCAACAGUUCGCAAGGAACGCCUCCCCUGAGACUCAGUACUCUCAGAGCCCCGGAGAAAAUCGCCCCUCCAACCCCAGCUUCAACUGACGAUGAAGAGGAUGUUUUGACAAUGGCCAGGACACCCUCGGAUAGCCAGGUUCCCCUCCGCAGAACACAGGCCCAAAUGGAGAAAAUGCUCCAGGAGAAGAGAACUCAUGAGCUUACUGAUAAAGAGAUCAUCGAAUUGUCAUUGCAAGGGAAGAUUCCUGGGUAUUCUUUGGAGAAAGCUUUGAAGGACACGACCCGAGCAGUCAAGAUCAGGAGGGCGAUUAUUUCCCGCACACCUGCUACCGCCGAGACUACUGGCCUGUUGGAGAACUCGGCCCUGCCUUACGAACACUACAACUUUGACCGCGUCCUGGGAGCCUGUUGUGAAAAUGUUAUUGGCUAUAUGCCCUUACCGCUUGGUGUCGCUGGACCUCUUGUUAUUGACGGUCAAAGCUUCUUCUUGCCAAUGGCUACAACAGAAGGUGUCCUGGUCGCUAGCACUAGUCGUGGAUGCAAGGCAAUCAACUCCGGUGGUGGCGCUGUGACCGUCUUGACGGGUGAUGGCAUGACCCGAGGUCCUUGCGUUGCCUUUGAGACUCUGGAGAGAGCUGGUGCUGCUAAGAUUUGGCUGGAUUCCGAGGUCGGACAGAAGACUAUGACGAAGGCUUUCAACUCAACGAGCAGAUUUGCCCGGCUUCAAUCGAUGAAGACUGCCUUGGCAGGUACAAACCUCUACAUUCGCUUUAAGACGACUACUGGAGAUGCUAUGGGGAUGAACAUGAUCUCCAAGGGUGUCGAACACGCACUGAAUGUUAUGGCUACUGAGAGUGGUUUUGAUGAUAUGGAAAUCAUUUCGGUUUCGGGCAACUACUGCACUGACAAGAAGGCCGCGGCAAUCAACUGGAUCGAUGGCCGUGGCAAGAGCGUUGUGGCCGAAGCAAUCAUUCCAGGUGAUGUGGUACGCAAGGUUCUAAAGACCGACGUGGAUGCCUUGGUGGAGUUGAACGUUGCGAAGAAUCUUGUUGGCAGCGCUAUGGCAGGCAGUAUGGGAGGAUUCAAUGCCCAUGCCGCUAAUAUCGUUGCAGCCAUCUUCCUAGCCACCGGCCAAGAUCCUGCGCAGGUUGUGGAGAGUGGUAACUGCAUCACGCUAAUGAAGAAUUUACGGGGCAACCUGCAAAUCAGUGUUUCGAUGCCUUCUAUCGAAGUCGGCACUCUGGGUGGCGGCACAGUCCUUGAACCUCAAGGUGCUAUGCUUGAUAUGCUCGGCGUUAAAGGAUCCCACCCCACGAAUCCCGGUGACAACGCUCGUAAACUCGCGCGAAUUGUUGCCGCUGCCGUGCUUGCUGGAGAGCUUUCGUUAUGUAGUGCGCUGGCAGCCGGCCAUCUCGUCAAAAGUCACAUGGCACACAACAGAAGCGCCCCAGCAACAAGAACUAGCACCCCGGCACCGAGUGCAUCUCAGACACCUGUAACAAGUGCGAUGGUGUCCAUGCAGGAACGGGCAGGCCUGGCCAUGUCAUCAAACAUGUCGCCGGCCGCAAUCCAAAGGGUAGCUGAAGCGAGGAGAUGA
Amorphotheca resinae ATCC 22711 is the source of this 3615-nucleotide messenger RNA. RefSeq lists its product as hypothetical. NCBI's taxonomy places the organism in Eukaryota, Fungi, Ascomycota, Leotiomycetes, Helotiales, Amorphothecaceae. The transcript is spliced from 2 exons. Gene Ontology annotation, biological process: coenzyme A metabolic process; isoprenoid biosynthetic process; ergosterol biosynthetic process. The coding region runs from base 1 to 3615 and encodes 1204 amino acids. The record is from RefSeq and is a predicted model, not a curated record. Gene Ontology annotation, cellular component: peroxisomal membrane; endoplasmic reticulum membrane. Gene Ontology annotation, molecular function: protein binding; hydroxymethylglutaryl-CoA reductase (NADPH) activity.